CAAAAUUUGAAAGAAUGUUAAGUACAGACUGUACAGUCUAUUUCAGAUACUCUGCAACUCAGCAUUGUCCAAUAAAAUAAUAGAGCCUUCUUUCCCCAAUCAAAUAAUUGUUACACGAUCAAAAAAAAAAAAAAGAAAGAAAUUAGGACAACGAAUUAGGAAGGAUCUCACGCCUACUCCAUCAUCUUCCUCCCUUCCAUUCUUCAACCAAAAAUUCAGUUGAGACUUCCUUCAGCUCCGUCCAUGAUUAAGGCGACAGUGUCAUUCUUUCUCUGAGAUCGAUUGCUUCAGGCGCAAGCGUGAGAUCCUCUAACAAAGAUUAUAUUGUGUUACAACGCUGCUGUAUUUUAAAUGAUUCGUCAAGGAAAAGUAAAGGUUUGAAAAAGUAAAGAGAGUUUUCUUUCUGAUUCUCUAAGCUCAGGAAAAAAUCUACAGAAAACAGAGAAAGAGAUUAAAUAUGGCGAUACUGUUCGCAUUGGUGGCUAGGGGAUCGGUGGUGCUGGCGGAGUUCAGUGCCACAUCGACCAACGCUGGCGCCAUCGCCAGGCAAAUCCUUGAGAAAAUCCCUGGUAAUAAUGAUUCCAAUGUCUCUUACUCUCAGGAUCGAUACAUAUUCCACAUUAGGAGAACCGAUGGCCUCACCGUCCUCUGUAUGGCCGACGAAGGCGCCGGUCGAAGAAUACCCUUUGCCUUUCUAGAGGAUAUUCAUCAAAGAUUUGUGAGGACUUAUGGCCGUGCAGUUCAUUCAGCCCAGGCUUAUGGCAUGAAUGAUGAGUUUUCGAGGGUUUUGAGCCAACAGAUAGAAUACUACUCAAGUGAUCCAAAUGCCGAUAGGAUAAACCGCCUUAAAGGUGAAAUGAGCCAGGUUCGAAAUGUCAUGAUAGAGAAUAUUGACAAGGUAUUAGAAAGAGGCGAUCGGUUAGAGUUGCUAGUUGAUAAAACUGCUAAUAUGCAAGGAAACACCUUCAGAUUCAGAAAACAAGCUCGUCGUUUUAGAAGCACAGUAUGGUGGAGAAAUGUGAAGCUCACGAUUGCUCUUAUAAUCCUUUUGCUAGUGAUUGUUUAUGUGGUAUUGGCUUUUGUCUGCCAUGGAGUUACAUUACCUUCCUGUUUUUAGAGAAGGUAAGGAUGAAGCUAAAUAUGAAGUUAUCCUGUACUACUACUUCACCCUCAACAUCUCUUAUUUAAUUUAUUCCCCUUCUCUACUCCCUGUCUGGUAUAUGAUAUGAUAUAUGGUAUUGGUAUUCUUCAACCCUAUGUGUUGUGGCAAACUGAUCGAUUUAUUUGAGUCUUAACUCUGUUUUGUGUGGGCGCUGUCGUGUGUUUUCAUAUAUAUGAUUGUUUUUGUGUAUUUUUCAUGAACAUAUAUAUAUUCUGUUUCAGAUUGAA
Messenger RNA from Cannabis sativa, 1389 nucleotides. Its product is annotated as vesicle-associated membrane protein 711. Gene Ontology annotation, biological process: vesicle-mediated transport. Gene Ontology annotation, cellular component: membrane. The record is from RefSeq and is a predicted model, not a curated record. NCBI's taxonomy places the organism in Eukaryota, Viridiplantae, Streptophyta, Magnoliopsida, Rosales, Cannabaceae. The transcript is spliced from 5 exons. The coding region runs from base 458 to 1117 and encodes 219 amino acids.